Molecule: messenger RNA, 573 nt
Organism: Abrus precatorius (Indian licorice)
Lineage: Eukaryota; Viridiplantae; Streptophyta; Magnoliopsida; Fabales; Fabaceae
Product: protein LIGHT-DEPENDENT SHORT HYPOCOTYLS 4-like
Exons: 1
Coding region: 37-573 (178 amino acids)
Biological process (GO): response to light stimulus; mRNA transcription
Cellular component (GO): nucleus
Source: RefSeq, a predicted model, not a curated record
AACUCAUCAGGGAACACCACCUCCAACUUAACAUCCAUGAGCGUGAGCAUGAUGUCAUCAGCAUCAGCAUCAUCAUCAUCAUCCGCAUCAUCACCACCCUCAACCCCAAGUCGCUACGAGAACCAAAAGCGCAGAGAUUGGAACACAUUCGGUCAGUACCUAAGGAACCACAGGCCCCCACUUUCCCUCUCUCGUUGUAGUGGUGCCCAUGUCCUUGAGUUCCUAAGAUACCUCGACCAGUUCGGGAAAACCAAGGUUCACACGCAUCUUUGUCCCUUCUUUGGACACCCAAACCCACCUGCACCAUGUCCUUGCCCUCUUCGCCAAGCUUGGGGUAGCCUUGAUGCUCUCAUAGGUCGCUUAAGAGCUGCUUUUGAAGAGAAUGGAGGGAAGCCUGAGGCUAACCCUUUUGGUGCUAGAGCUGUGAGACUUUACCUUCGUGAAGUGCGUGAUUCUCAAGCCAAAGCAAGAGGAAUCAGCUACGAGAAAAAGAAGCGCAAGCGUCCCCCUCAGCCUCAGCCUCAGCCACCACCCUCAAAUGGGGACGACUCUGUAGUCCUACGACAAGCAUAA